GAGAUAUUUAAUCCCGCCAAAAUGCCAAAAUGUAAGUUUUUGAACAUCUGCGAUUCUGGUAUAUAUGCUAACUACUCUCACAGUCUUCUGUAAGUUUAAAAUCAACGCGCCGUGCGACUUGCGACUAUUCAAGCUCCAUCUCCAUCUUCGCGACCAGCUUGCUAACACAUCUUUGAAGGCGAUUACUGCGAUGUCUACCUCACUCACGACUCGAUGAGUGUGCGUAAAGCUCAUAAUAGUGGACGUAAUCAUUUGCGCAAUGUUGUCGAUUAUUAUCAACAAAUCGGCCACGAAAAAGCCCAAUCCGUAAUCGACUCCAUCACAUCUUCCUAUGCCGCCGAAGGUCAAUCCUCUUCGAAUCCUAUGCUUCACAACCCAGCAUCCUCGGCACCAUUCCCACCAUUUCCACCAGCUAAUUUCCCUGGAGGAGUUCCACCACCUUUCCCUCCAUCCUCUGGUCCAGGUGGUUUGCCAUUCCCUCCACCAGGCGCAAGAGGUUUCCCAAUGCCUCCUUUACCUGGACAACCAGGUGCGCCACCUAUGCCACCAUUCCCGGGUAUGCCUGGCAUGCCUGCUGGAAUGCCAUUCCCUCCUCCAGGUGGCUUGCCACCUAAUUUCCAAUUUCCAGUUCCUCCACCAGGGGGCUUCCCGGGAAUGCCACCGCCUGGUGGUCAAGGGUUUCCGGGCAUGCCUCCACCAGGGGGAAAUCGGGAUGAGAGAAGAUAAAGAGAUAAUGGUAUUUGUUGAGAGUUGAGAAUUGGAGAGAUGAUAUGGACUUUGGCGUUCAGGGUUGAAUUACUGGCACGUACAUUAUCAAGGAUAUUCAUCAUGCGGAUGAUUUUUCUUCGUGUUCAAAGGACAGCAGAAUGAGAACAUGGAGCAGAUUGAUGCGUUCGAUGAAUAGGUAUUCUGAAGACUGUUGUCGAAUUUUAGUAAUGGUCAUGCAAAUUAUAAAGCAGCGCGGUACCGCAGGAAAACACUGGAGUUGGGAGAAAUUGUACUAUUAUAGUUGAAACAUACGGCAUCACUAGACAAGCAAAAGAAUGAAACCUUUUCACGUCAAGAAUGUCUAGUUGACAUUUCUACUUGUUUUUCUGGUGUUUGGACAGUGAUACAAUUAACAAUUUAGAAGUCUAUUAUCGUUGAUCACAAUGUCGUUAUCUGGCAAGCAUAAGAAAAGAAAAAUAUCAACCUAUCCACGAAAUAUUAUAUAUAUAUACUCCA
Botrytis cinerea B05.10 is the source of this 1224-nucleotide messenger RNA. RefSeq lists its product as hypothetical. NCBI's taxonomy places the organism in Eukaryota, Fungi, Ascomycota, Leotiomycetes, Helotiales, Sclerotiniaceae. Bases 214 to 726 code for a protein of 170 amino acids. Gene Ontology annotation, molecular function: zinc ion binding; pre-mRNA 5'-splice site binding. Gene Ontology annotation, cellular component: nucleus; U1 snRNP. Gene Ontology annotation, biological process: spliceosomal snRNP assembly; mRNA splicing, via spliceosome; mRNA 5'-splice site recognition. The transcript is spliced from 2 exons. The record is from RefSeq and is a predicted model, not a curated record.